Molecule: messenger RNA, 2330 nt
Organism: Cylas formicarius (sweet potato weevil)
Lineage: Eukaryota; Metazoa; Arthropoda; Insecta; Coleoptera; Brentidae
Gene: ncm
Product: pre-mRNA-splicing factor CWC22 homolog
Exons: 1
Coding region: 83-2254 (723 amino acids)
Biological process (GO): mRNA splicing, via spliceosome
Cellular component (GO): catalytic step 2 spliceosome
Molecular function (GO): RNA binding; protein binding
Source: RefSeq, a predicted model, not a curated record
UUGUGUAAUUUGAAGUGUGCAGGUUAUGUUUAACAAAUAACAGAAAGCGUUUAUAAAUUUUAUAAAAUAACAAAAAAGCAAAAUGUCUUCAAAGGAAAAUAAACGUGAUUUUAAAACUCCUUCUGGGAGCAAGUAUGAACAAUCUGCGCGUCACAGAGACAAGUCAAAACAAUAUUUAGAUAGGAAUGAAAGAAACCAUAAAUCUGAAGAUACAGCCAACAAACCAAGGGAAAGAAAAUCUGCGGACAUGUUAACAUCAAAAACAGGAGGUGCCUACAUUCCUCCAGCUAAGUUACGAAUGAUGCAAGCCGAAAUAACUGACAAAUCAUCAGUAGCAUUUCAAAGAAUUGCUUGGGAAGCGCUCAAGAAGUCAAUUCAUGGAUAUAUUAAUAAAGUAAAUACUUCUAAUAUUGGAAUUAUAGCUAGGGAGUUGUUGCAUGAAAAUAUUAUUAGAGGAAGAGGAUUGCUUUGUAAAUCAAUCAUACAAGCACAAGCAGCUUCCCCAACAUUUACCAAUGUUUAUGCUGCAUUGGUGGCAGUUAUUAAUUCUAAAUUUCCAAAUGUAGGAGAGCUUUUGUUAAAAAGAUUGGUUUUGCAAUUUAAGAGAGGCUUUAAGCAAAACAAUAAAACCAUAUGCAUAUCUGCUUCUAUUUUUGUUGCACAUUUGGUCAAUCAGUCUGUUGCUCAUGAAAUUUUGGCUUUAGAAAUACUAACAUUACUUAUUGAAACACCAACAGAUGAUUCUGUUGAAGUUGCUAUAGCAUUUUUGAAAGAGUGUGGACAAAAGUUAUCAGAAGUGUCUAGCAGAGGAAUUAAUGCAAUUUUUGAAAUGUUAAGAAAUAUUCUUCAUGAGGGUAAAUUGGAAAAAAGGAUUCAAUACAUGAUUGAAGUAAUGUUUCAAAUAAGAAAAGAUGGGUUUAAGGAUCAUGCAGCAAUAAUCGAAGAAUUGGAUAUUGUUGAAGAAGAUGAUCAGUUUACGCAUUUGAUUAAACUUGAUGAUGCAGUACAGUCAGAUGCAGAAGAAAUUUUAAAUGUAUUUAAAUUUGAUGACAGUUAUGAACAAAAUGAAAGUAAAUAUAAGUUGCUUAGUAAGGAGAUUUUACAGAGUGAUAGUAGCGCCUCUUCCGCUGAGUCUGACGACUCGGAGGAGUCUGAUGAUGAAAGUGAUAAAGAUGAAGAAGUGAAAGAACAAAGUGGAAUUAUUGACAAUACUGAAACUAAUUUAAUAGUUUUGCGAAGAACUAUUUACUUAACAAUUCAGUCAAGUUUAGAUUUUGAAGAAUGUGCUCACAAACUUUUAAAAAUGGAGUUAAAACCGGGGCAAGAAAUUGAAUUGUGUCAUAUGUUUUUGGAUUGUUGUGCAGAACAGCGAACAUAUGAAAAAUUCUAUGGGUUGCUUGCACAAAGGUUUUGUCAAAUAAAUAAAACCUAUAUAGAACCAUUUCAGCAAAUUUUUAAAGAUACUUACUCUACAACCCAUAGACUGGAUGCUAACAGGCUAAGGAAUGUAAGCAAAUUUUUUGCACAUCUCCUAUUUACAGAUGCCAUAGGCUGGGAAGUCUUAGAAAUAAUGAAAAUGAAUGAAGAAGAUACAAAUAGUUCAAGUAGAAUUUUUAUCAAAAUAUUAUUCCAGGAACUUGCUGAAUAUAUGGGUCUUGGAAAGCUAAAUGCGCGUCUGAAAGAUCCUACAAUGCAGCAGCAAUUUGCUGGUUUGUUUCCUAGGGAUAAUCCCAAAAAUACAAGGUUUUCAAUAAAUUUUUUCACUUCUAUUGGAUUAGGAGGAUUAACUGAUGAAUUGAGAGAACAUUUAAAAAAUAUUCCUAAAACUGUUCCUACCAUGAAGAAAUCUGAUAGUAGUAGCAGUUCAUCUGAGUCAUCAAGCGAGGAUUCAUCAUCAGAAUCAUCCAGUUCCUCCAGUUCAGGAAUAGAAAGGCAUCAAAAAAAGAAAAAAAAGUUUAGACAGGAAAUACUUAAUGACAAGAAAUAUUCUAAAGAAAAGGAGCAUCACAACAGAGAUGACCAGAAUGGUAAGAAAAAGUAUAUUGAUGACCACUCUAGAAACAAGAGAAAAAGACAUUCAGUUGAAUCUGAACAUCAACAGACUAAAAAAUAUUCAAAGGAUAAAAAAGAUUAUGAAUGGGUAAAAAGUAGACAUGAAGAUAACGUAUCCCAACUUAAAAAUACAAAAAAAGUAUUUGAAAGAUCAAAAUCACAAGAAAAGAUCAUAAAGAAGAACUUGAAGAAAAAACGAUAAAUAAGCUGUAGGAUUUGUAUUAUAGUAAAUAAGUAAUUGUGUAUUUUUUGUUAAAUAAAUAUUUUAUAUAACUGUU